Hypanus sabinus (Atlantic stingray) is the source of this 4099-nucleotide messenger RNA. RefSeq names its product adaptor protein, phosphotyrosine interaction, PH domain and leucine zipper containing 2 (gene appl2). Lineage: Eukaryota; Metazoa; Chordata; Chondrichthyes; Myliobatiformes; Dasyatidae. Bases 20 to 2065 code for a protein of 681 amino acids. Gene Ontology annotation, biological process: signaling. The record is from RefSeq and is a predicted model, not a curated record. The transcript is spliced from 21 exons. Gene Ontology annotation, cellular component: cytoplasm; endosome membrane. Gene Ontology annotation, molecular function: protein binding.
GCCGAACGGCGUUCUGCCUAUGACUGUGGCGCAGGCGCAGGCGCAGACUGAAGGCAGGAACGAGCGCGGGCACGGAUCGCGGACACGCGCAUUGUUGGGAGCGGAGAAGAUGCCGCCCGUAGACAGGCUGCUGCUGGAGGAGGCGCUGCUGGACAGUCCGCAGACACGUUCCCUGCUGAGUGUGUUUGAGGAGGAUGCAGGCACAUUAACUGACUACACAAACAACCUGCUGCAGGCCAUGCAGAGGGUGUACGGUGCUCAGAAUGAGAUGAGUAUUGCCACACAGCAGCUGUCCAAGCAGCUCCUUGAAUACGAGAAGCAGAACUUCGCCUUGAGCAAGGGGGAUGAUGAAGUGAUUUCUACUCUGCACCGCUUUGCCAGAGUUGUGGAUGAGCUCAAUUCUCUUCAUACGGAACUAGCUAAACAAGUUGCUGACACCAUGAUAUUCCCAAUGAUACAGUUCAGGGAAAGAGAUCUUACCGAAGUAAGCACUUUAAAAGAUUUGUUUCUACUUGCUAGUAAUGAACAUGACAUGGCCAUGGCCAAGUACAGCAAGUUACCCAAGAGAAGAGAAAAUGAAAAGUUGAAGGCGGAGGUGGUAGCUGAAGUAGUUGCGGCAAGGCGAAAACAACACCAUUAUUCCUUGCAGUAUUACUGUGCCUUAAACGCUCUGCAACACAGGAAGCACGUGGCCAUGCUGGAUCCAUUACUGGGCUUCACUCAGAGUCAGAUCAACUUUUUCAAGAUGGGAGUGGAGAUGUUUUCAAAGAAGUUGGAUGAAUUUUUGUCUUCUGUUGCAAACAUGGUUCAAAGUAUCCAAGGGCAACUGGACACUGAGGCUGAAGCAAUGCGACUGACCCAGCAGGAACUGCUGCUGGCUAGUGAGACCACCUACGUGCCUGACAACACCACCUCAUCCAAUAAAGCUAACAGGAAUCUUCUUCAAAAGGCUGGAUAUCUGAAUAUUCGAAAUAAAACUGGUCUUGUGUCUACAUCCUGGGAAAGGCUGUACUUUUUUACCCAAGGAGGUAAUCUGAUGUGUCAGCCACGAGGAGCAGUGGCCGGCGGCCUCAUCAUGGAUCUGGAUAACUGCUCAGUCAUGGCAGUGGACUGUGAAGACAGAAGAUACUGUUUUCAGAUCGCAUCACCUUCAGGAAAAAUGAACAUUAUUCUGCAAGCAGAAGGCAAGCAGGAAUAUGAAGAGUGGAUUUGCACUAUCAAUAAUAUAUCCAGACAGAUCUACCUCACUGACAACCCAGAGGCAAUUGCAAUCAGGCUGAACCAAACAGCCGUGCAGGCAGUGACCCCAAUGUCCACCUUUCAGAAGAAACAUGAAAGUUUUCGCCCUAAGCGAGUUGAGAAUGAAGGUGCUGAAGCUGCCGGUAAUGAGAAAGUUUUGACAGACCUGCCAGAAUCAGCAGAGCCACUCAUCAUUCCUGGAACACCGAUUCGAUUUGACCUGUGUCCACCAAGUGAAGAAAAUCAGCCUGCCAGCAGAGGCACAGGCCCAUUGGGAAAAUCAGACCCUGACAUAGAUACUGCUCCAGAAGAUUUACUCCUGCAGCAAGUGUUUACUGUGAGGUUUCUGGGCUCCAUAGAAAUAACAACAGACCAGGACAGUGAAGUGAUCUAUGAAACGAUGAGACAGGUUCUGGCUGCUCGGGCAAUUCACAACAUCUUCCGUAUGACUGAAUUUCAAAUGGUAGUCAACUCCAGGAUGCUGAGGUUAACUGAUCCAUACACUCAGAAUACAAAGAUAAGUUUCCCUCUCAGUGAGGUGUCCCUGUCUGCGACCCAUCAGGAUAACAAGAGGUUAAUUGGCUUUGUGGCACGAUCUCCUGAAACAGAGGCAAUGCUGAACUGCUGCAUCUUUGAAACAAAUAACGAUGGAAAUGAGAUAUGUUCUGUUAUCAAUCUUGGAAGGAGACUUACUCAGGCAGAGAAGGAUCCAGAAGCUUUGGCCGCACUUAUGAAGUCAACAGAACUCAGUGCUGAUGGGAGAUUCCUUCUACUCGGUCAGAUGGAUAAAGAUGAAACAGAUGCUUGUUUGGAAUCGGAAGCCUAGCCUAACGUUUAUACCACGUCAUCUGCACUCCCUAACUGUACCUCUUCUGCUUUGCUCCGACCUCCUUCCACCUUCACACUGGUGAAGCUCUGGGUUAACUGUAACUCAACUUUGUACUUGUAAUUUGGGGAAUUAGGGCUAAUUUACACAAUCAAAUUUACGAGCAAGAAGUCAGGAACUCAAACUCUAAAUAAUGUUUUAAAACAGUCUUUCAUCAGGCAGGAGACAAAACUUUGAGUAAUCCCAGCAUUUCAUAACAAAGGUUGAAGACCGGUUUGUAUUUGAGUCUUUCAAAACCUCAGACAUUCCCAAAGUGUUUUCUACUUAUUUGCAUUUAGCUAAAUAUGUAGUAUACUUUUGUGAUAACUUGGCCAAUUUAACUACAGCGAGUGCAAUAUUUACAGUACACAUAGCCAAGUAUUUCACCUUAGUGUGGAUUUUGUAGGAUAGCAGUUUACAAUAAAGCUGAAAUACUGACCUGGGGUGAGCAGUUGAAUACAUGAGUAUCUUUUAUCAGAUAUACCCCUGUAUUUUAAACUUCGGCAAGCCCCCUCACAGGAAAAAUGUUUUCAUAGCAGUUCUCAUUUCAUAUCACUGUUCUCAUUUAAUCACUUGUGGGCUAACAAGAUUCCAGUCAAAUAAAGUUGUACAAAGAUAAGGGGGUUGGAGGGACAGUAAUGCUGUACAUUACUGGUCUUUAUAAUGUUAAAAUAGUUCACGGGUUCAACAGGUAUUGGUGGAAGGAAAGUUUGGGUGGGCUGGGUUUGUAAUGCUGCACUCAAGAAAGAUGAGGAGAAUUAAAAUUCUGAGGGUUUUAAGCUGGAUGCAGUGAUGAUAUUUCUGCUUGUGGGAAUAUCUAAAACCAGGAGUAAAAAUUGGGUUGUCAGUAGAUUUUUUUUUGACUACAGCUAGUUUUCUAAUAAUUAAGUAGGAACAGCCCUUCUGAAUGUUUUGAAGGUAGAUAAUAAGCAGGCAGAUGAGAAUGUGCUGCGUUGACUGGUGGAAAGUCAUAGAUCUGCUCAAUCCUAAUGUCCUACUGCCAUUUGCUGCAUGCAGUGCUUUCCUUACACCACUUGGUGCCUCAUUCCUUCCAAACAUAACAGGAAAGGAGUAGGUUGAUUGUAUACAGGUAAACUCUUUAAAGGAACUAUAGGAUGAACAAAACUGUCCUGGAUGAGUUAGUAGAGUGCAUACUCCAUAGUGUCAGAACCUUACUUCCAAACGACAAGCACACAAUCAGUCCUUCCAUACAAGUGACAAAUUCCCACAGCCUCUUCAUUUCCCUCCAGGCUGCAUUCUGUCCUGAUGUGGCAAUGUUCUUACUGUUGCUGGUCCAAAUCCCAGAGACCUCACGGCACUGGGGAGAAGUGCCACAGGAAUGACUGCAGCAAACACACUGCCAUCUUCAGGUAAAUCCUGGCUGGCCUUGCCAGCAGCAUCUCCAAAAUGAAUUACAAAAAUAAAAACCCUUGCUUUUUACUGGGUAUCUUCUUCAUUCAAACUGGUUCACACACCCAAAGAGAGGCAUUGAGCAAACUUAACCAACUAACAUUAAAACCCACCAUCAUUCGCUUUAAGUAUGUUAUAAAUUUAGCUUUGAUUGUCGAGUUAAACACAAAGAGUUAAAACCCUUUGAAGCCAGUGAUGAGGGACAAGUGAACUGUGGGCAGCCUGGAGAGUAAAUGGAAAACCCCAGGUAGGUUUACUGCCAUAAACAUAAACAUAAAUAUUCUGCAGCUGCACACACAAUCUGCCAUGGCUGGUAGUGAGGUGAAGGAUUCUUUCACCCAUAUCAUGGAGGUGGAAGAUUGUGCAGGCAGUGGUGGACCUUUCUCAAGCAGCUGUCAUUUCCUCUGGCCUGGGCUUUUGAGCUACCUUCAGAUGUGACAUCACAUUCGAGCGGUAAUUUGAUCGUGAUGAGCGAUUACUCACUUGUGUGGCUACCCAUGGAAGCAAGUUGCUGCUAAUAUCUGACACACUGUUUGACAUUCUGGUUGUUUUAUUUUUUGAGGAGAAUAAACAUUAAAUACUCUA